Entrophospora sp. SA101 is the source of this 390-nucleotide messenger RNA. NCBI's taxonomy places the organism in Eukaryota, Fungi, Glomeromycota, Glomeromycetes, Entrophosporales, Entrophosporaceae. The record is from the annotation of a GenBank genome assembly.
AUGUCUAAAUCGUUAGGCAAUGUUAUUUUGGCAAAGCAUUUUUACGAAAAAUAUGGUGCUAAUGUCUUUCGUUACUUAAUCUUAAAUACUCACUAUAACCAAGUAAUUAAUCUCAGUGAAGAAUUAAUUCAGCAAGCCACUGAUUAUACUCAAAAAAUUAAAAAUUUACUCAAAAAACUGAAUUUUUACUUAUACACUGAGCAGAUAAAAAUUACAGAGCAAGAAGCACCGAAAGGGGAAGAAAUAAUUACUAGGUUUAAAUUUGCUUUACCAACUUAUAAUUUAGAGGUCAAAUUACUAAUUAAAAACUGGCAAGAUUUAAGGAGCAAAGGAAAUUACAAACAAGCUGACCAAAUUAGAAAGCAACUGCAAGCACUGGAUAUUUUAUAA